Brassica rapa (field mustard) is the source of this 1884-nucleotide messenger RNA. RefSeq lists its product as uncharacterized. NCBI's taxonomy places the organism in Eukaryota, Viridiplantae, Streptophyta, Magnoliopsida, Brassicales, Brassicaceae. The record is from RefSeq and is a predicted model, not a curated record.
UGUCAUCGGAGUCAUCACACAGUAUCUCUCUCUCUUACCGAAUCCGCCAUUAUCAAAAGCAGGAGAGAGAAACAUACUCAGAGAUCGAGCUUCUACUUAUAGUAUAAAAACCCCCUAGAUUCCUUCUCUAAAACCCACACCUCGAACUCUCCAACAAUGCUCCAUCCAUCCUCUUCCUCUGCUUUCUUCUUCUUCUAAGAGAACAUCCAUUCUUGUUUGCUUUCUUUCUCCUCAUUGCUUGCUAUGGAACUUGGUAAAUCUCGAUUCUCCGAUUACUCUAUAGCUGGAAGUGAUUAUCCAGACGCCAUACCCAAACCUUUCUCUUCCUCUGUUUUCUUGUUUAUAAACUUUUGAAAAUCUUUGAAACACAAAUCACAAUGUUGAGUGCAUCAUCUUCCUCCUUUGCUCCUGCAUCAGCUGCUGCUAUGACCAUGGCUUCUUCACCACUCGUCUCCAGAUUUGCCGCUCAUCGUACUACUCUCAGGUGUGAUCUUCUUGAUCAACGUCGUCUUCCUUGUUCUUCUGGGAUUCAAAUGAAGAUGAGGAAUCCGAUUGCAACUGCCUCAGCUUCUGCUUUUAAUAAUGACGCACCAAGAACCAAAUCUUACAAAGAGGUCAUUAAGCCCUUCCGCCAAAUGUUUUCUCAAGAGAUCUCUUCUCAAUCCAAUGACUCUGAUAUUUCCAUUGCUAAGGUUCUCUUGUACAUUGCUGCUGAAGAUGAAGCCUUCUUGGCUUUUAACCGGGAGAUGGAUGCUCGUUUUUUCAUGAGAGAGAGGGAAACUAUCCAAGACAAGACAGAUUCUGAGGAGGAGCUGGAACCUGAUCCGAGCGAGACAGAUUCCGAGGAGUUGGACGGAAAGAGUAUAACCGAAUGGCUGAGCGAACUAGACGCAAUCUCCAAACAAGUAGAAGCAGAGUUACUCUCACGAGGCAUCAACAGCUGCAACGCAGUUCAAGUCCUCGAAGCUGUAAACACCGUCCUCUUCGACAUGAGAGGCUUCAAGAGGACAUCAACAUGCUUUGAUGAAGACCCCAAGGAUUACUACCUUCACUCUGUCCUUACCUCUAGAUGCGGCACUGCCUUCUUGUUUAGUGUAAUAUACAUUGAAGUGUGCCAGCGCCUCGGUGUGCCUAUCGUGGGAGCUAAGGUUGGGGAAGAGUUUUUGGUUUGGCCUGAGACUGAGAAUCCAGAAGAACUCUUUGAAGUUGCAACUUCAGGGAAGAGCUUGUUUGCUAUUGUCAAUGGAAAGUGCGUUGAUGAUCCUAAAUCAAUGGCAUCAGAGUUAACCGGAAAGUCACUUCUGGGUCUUGAUGUUGCUACAAACAGAGACAUUAUAGGGAUUGCUCUCGCCAAUCUGUUUAGGGUUCAUUGGAAACGUGCUUCGAAGCCAACACCUGGACAAAUGCUGACUGCUCCUCUUACUGAACUUAACAACUUCAGGAUUUCUAAUAUUCCAUUGUUGCGGCCUCAUGAUCUUAGGUUGGCUAUUGCGGCUGCUGAAAGGCUGUUGAUGUUGGAACCUAAUAACUGGCGAGUUCGAAGAGACCUUGGCAUGAUGCACUACUACGUCAGGCAAUGUAGAGAGGCGAUUAUAGAGCUGAGCAUAUGUAUAGCCUCCUUUGCGAUUGAGGAAGAAGAAGCAAAAGAGUUGAAGCUUUUUGUUGAGAAACUUCAUCGACUCUUUUCAUUGAUGUCUUCUCCCUUAGACUCUGAUCGCUUGGCCCUUCGUUGAAAACUCUCUCUCUCUCUCUAUUCCACUUGUAAAUACUCUCUGUUGUGUGUUUAGAAAGACCCUUUUGUGGAUGGGAGACAUGGAACUUUUGGUUGUGUGUAACUCUUUCACUUUCUUCCGAUCAUGAGUAAUAAACAAUUGAUUCCCCAGA